This is a messenger RNA of Ochotona princeps (American pika), 826 nucleotides long. RefSeq names its product RAB2B, member RAS oncogene family (gene RAB2B). Gene Ontology annotation, cellular component: Golgi apparatus. Lineage: Eukaryota; Metazoa; Chordata; Mammalia; Lagomorpha; Ochotonidae. Gene Ontology annotation, molecular function: GTP binding; GTPase activity. The record is from RefSeq and is a predicted model, not a curated record. The coding region runs from base 94 to 741 and encodes 215 amino acids. The transcript is spliced from 8 exons.
CACUAAAGAGCUCGAUAGAUUGAGUGGCUAGAGAGGUCGGAGACAAGUGGAUGUAGAAGUCGGGCGGACCCGGAACCCAGCGGAAUCGGGACCAUGACUUAUGCUUAUCUCUUCAAGUACAUCAUCAUCGGGGACACAGGUGUGGGGAAGUCAUGUCUCCUCCUGCAGUUUACGGACAAGCGGUUCCAGCCGGUCCACGACCUCACAAUAGGUGUGGAGUUUGGAGCCCGUAUGGUCAACAUUGAUGGGAAGCAAAUCAAGCUGCAAAUAUGGGAUACGGCUGGGCAAGAAUCCUUCCGUUCUAUCACCCGUUCCUACUACAGGGGAGCAGCGGGAGCCCUGCUGGUGUAUGACAUUACAAGGCGUGAAACCUUCAACCACCUGACUUCAUGGUUAGAGGAUGCCCGGCAACACUCUAGCUCCAACAUGGUUAUCAUGCUGAUUGGGAAUAAAAGUGAUCUAGAAUCCCGAAGAGAUGUUAAGAGAGAGGAAGGAGAGGCCUUUGCUCGGGAGCAUGGUCUUAUUUUCAUGGAAACUUCAGCCAAAACAGCCUGCAAUGUUGAAGAGGCCUUCAUUAACACAGCCAAAGAAAUAUAUAGGAAGAUCCAGCAGGGUUUAUUUGAUGUUCACAAUGAGGCUAAUGGCAUCAAGAUUGGUCCCCAACAGUCAACUUCAACAUCAUCGGGACCCAGCGUCUGCCCACGGAAUCGUGACAUAGCGGCCAGUUCUGGCUGCUGCUGAACAUCUGAUCUGGACUUUUUUUUUUCUUCUUCCUGAAACAAUUUCAGAUCAAUAGGCUUAAAGAAAGAGGUCUUACUCACUUUGA